AUUUAAUAAGAAAUAAUACAUUGACCCACGGAAAUAGUGAAAUUGGCGCCUUUCAGACAACGAUGUCUGAAUACAACCUGUGUUUUUUCUUUAUUAUUAUUAAAGAUACAUACCCAAUUGUAAAUUCUUAAACGAUUCUUGUUUUGAGUUAGAACCAAUUAGCCAGAUUGCUCCUCCACAAAGAGUUGUUGACCAAGACUCCACUUUUAUAUGGUCUGCAAGAUUGGUUUGAAACUGGAACUUGGAAAACGAUGUUUUCUGCAGAAUCCAAAUUCCCAAAUAAAAUGCUCCAAGAUUCUUCACAAGUUUCAGAAUCGGAAGAACUCAUGAACAUGGUCGGAGCAGAAGAUGAUUAUGAGGAGGAGGAAACUCCGAUGUUGCAGGCCUCCCCUCACGUAACAGUCGAGCAUGCAAUCUGCACUGAAGUUUUUGCCAUCGAUGAUCAUAAGAAAACGAUAAGAACGGGCACCCUAUGGACUACAAUUGCUCACAUAAUCACUGCUGUUAUUGGAUCCGGUGUACUUUCGCUCGCUUGGAGUGUGUCACAACUCGGUUGGAUAGGAGGACCAGUUGCAUUGAUCUGCUUUGCGUUGGUAACCUACGUGUCUUCAUCGCUACUUUCGGAUUGUUACAGGUCUCCUGAUCCUGUUACCGGAACUAGAAACUGCUCGUAUAUAGAUGCAGUUAGAGUUAUCCUUGGUGAAAAACAGGCAUGGUUAUGUGGUUUUCUUCAAUAUUUGAACUUCUAUGGGACUGGUGUUGCUUAUGUGGUUACAACUUCAACUUGUAUGAGUGCAAUUCAGAAAUCAGAUUGUUACCAUAAAGAAGGGCAUGAAGCUUCUUGUGAAUAUGAGGGCAAUCUUUAUAUGUUCUUGUUUGGAGUUAUACAGAUUCUUAUGUCACAAAUACCUGAUUUUCAUAGCAUGGUGUGGAUAUCUGUUAUUGCUGCCAUCAUGUCCUUCUGUUACUCCACGAUCGGUUUUGGACUUGGUGUGGCUAAAGUAAUCGAGAACGGCAAAAUAUAUGGGAGCAUCACAGGAGUCCCAACCAUCAGUGCACCCCUGAAAACAUGGCUCGCUUUUCAAGCACUUGGUGAUAUAGCUUUUGCUUAUCCAUAUUCCAUAGUUUUUCUUGAAAUACAGGAUACUGUGAAGUCACCCCCAUCGGAGAACAAGACUAUGAAAAGGGCAUCGGCUAUUGCAAUUCUAGUUACAACCUUCUUCUACCUCGGGUGUGCAUGUACCGGAUAUGCAGCCUUUGGGAACGAUACACCAGGAAACCUCUUGACUGGAUUCGGUUUUUAUGAGCCUUAUUGGCUCAUCGAUUUUGCUAAUGCUUGCAUCAUACUACAUCUAAUCGGAGGAUACCAACUCUACAGUCAGCCGGUAUUCGCAUAUGCAGAAAGAUGGUUAACUGGGAAGUUCCCAGGAAGUGGAUUUCUGAACAAAUUCUACGGCUUAAAGCUGCCAUUUUUGCCCCAUUUUCAGCUGAAUCUAUUCAGACUAAGCUUCAGAACAUCGUAUGUUGUGUCAACAACUGGAAUUGCAAUGGCGUUCCCAUACUUCAAUGAAAUAUUGGGGCUUUUAGGGGGUUUGAAUCUAUGGCCAUUGGCAAUAUAUUUUCCAGUGGAAAUGUAUAUAGUUCAAAGAAAGAUAGAAUCUUGGAGCAGAAAAUGGGUGGUUCUGCAAAUCUUCAGCAGUCUGCUGAUGGUGGUAUCAGCAAUGGCUUUUAUUGGAUCAGUUGCAGGGGUCAUAGAAGCAAAGAUGAGCUAAUCAAUGGACCAACAAUAGUCAUUGUUACUUUAGAACGAUCUCAAAGAAGGAUCAACUACAGCGUACAGAUACAUAUUGAUGCUAAAUCCGGUGGUAACCAAAUGUAAAUAAGCAUGGCUUAUUUUAUGUCUCAUGCCAUUAUGAAAAAUUGAUGUCUUCUUCUUCUACUUGUUGAGAAAAAUUACAG
Molecule: messenger RNA, 1959 nt
Organism: Cynara cardunculus var. scolymus (artichoke)
Lineage: Eukaryota; Viridiplantae; Streptophyta; Magnoliopsida; Asterales; Asteraceae
Product: probable amino acid permease 7
Exons: 8
Coding region: 252-1772 (506 amino acids)
Cellular component (GO): plasma membrane
Source: RefSeq, a predicted model, not a curated record